AUAUAUAUAAACAUCACUAAAGAAGUGAAGAAGUAUAUUAUAUAUAUAUAUAUAUAUUUAUAUAGUUUUUGGUUAUUAGAGGAAGGAGAUUAAAUAAUGAGGGUGGUAAUAAGAAUUAUAAUUGUGUGUAUGUUAUUAGUGUCAAAUAAUUAUGCAGAAGAAAAUGAAGAAGGGAUCCAAAGAAAUCUUCUGGCAAAUGGAUUAGCUUUAACACCUCCAAUGGGAUGGAAUAGUUGGAAUCACUUCCAAUGCAGUAUUGACGAAAAAUUAAUUAAAGAAACAGCUGAUGCAAUGGUUUCAAGUGGACUUGCUGCAUUAGGAUAUCGAUAUAUAAAUAUAGAUGAUUGUUGGGCGGAACUUAAUCGAGACUCUAAGGGAAAUUUGGUGCCGAAAUCUUCAACAUUCCCAUCAGGAAUUAAAGAUUUAGCAAAUUAUGUUCAUGCCAAAGGAUUAAAACUAGGGAUUUAUUCAGAUGCUGGAACUCGAACAUGUAGCAAUACAAUGCCCGGUUCACUAGGUCACGAAGAACAGGAUGCAAAAACUUUUGCUUCUUGGGGAGUUGAUUACUUAAAGUAUGAUAAUUGUUUCAAUACUAAUACCAGUCCAAAAGAAAGGUACCCAAUUAUGAGUCAAGCUUUAUUGAAUUCAGGAAGACCAAUCUAUUUUUCCUUGUGUGAAUGGGGACAAGAGGACCCAGCAACUUGGGCUCCAAAAAUUGGAAAUAGUUGGAGAACAACUGGUGAUAUUUCUGAUAAAUGGGAAAGUAUGACAUCUUGUGCCGAUCAAAAUGACAAAUGGGCAUCCUAUGCUAAACCCGGAGGAUGGAAUGAUCCCGAUAUGCUUGAAGUGGGAAACGGUGGAAUGACAACAGAAGAGUAUCGUGCGCAUUUUAGCAUUUGGGCGCUCGUUAAGGCUCCUUUACUAGUUGGGUGUGAUAUUAGGGCAAUGGACAAUGUUACCUUAAGUUUGCUUAGCAACAAACAUGUUAUUGCUGUUAAUCAAGACAAAUUAGGAAUUCAAGGGAAAAAGGUGAAAAAAGAUGGUGAUUUAGAGGUUUGGAGUGGUCCACUUAGCAAAAACAGGAUAACAAUUGUGUUAUGGAACAGAGGCUCUUCAAGUGCAACAGUUACAGCUUCUUGGUCAGAUUUGGGUCUCAAUCCAACAACGGUUGUUAUGACACAUGAUCUUUGGACGCAUUCGAUUCAAGAUGGUGUAAAGGGAAAUAUUUCUGCAUAUAUAGAAUCACAUGCAUGUAAAAUGUUUGUAUUAACUCCACACUAAUUAAUUACAAUGUGGAGUUAUAUAAUAUUUAUAUUAUAUAUAUAAAUAUUUAUAUAACAUAAGAAAGAAGAGUUCUAUAUAUGGAGUGAUGACUCCUUGUGUACUCAACUAUGAAGUAUGAACUAUUAUUGGAUUUUGUUUUCAAUAUAUAAACAUAAAUUAUUGAUUAA
Messenger RNA from Cannabis sativa, 1451 nucleotides. RefSeq names its product alpha-galactosidase. The record is from RefSeq and is a predicted model, not a curated record. Gene Ontology annotation, molecular function: hydrolase activity, hydrolyzing O-glycosyl compounds. The transcript is spliced from 15 exons. NCBI's taxonomy places the organism in Eukaryota, Viridiplantae, Streptophyta, Magnoliopsida, Rosales, Cannabaceae. Gene Ontology annotation, biological process: carbohydrate metabolic process. Bases 97 to 1281 code for a protein of 394 amino acids.